Molecule: messenger RNA, 568 nt
Organism: Thermothelomyces thermophilus ATCC 42464
Lineage: Eukaryota; Fungi; Ascomycota; Sordariomycetes; Sordariales; Chaetomiaceae
Exons: 4
Coding region: 154-426 (90 amino acids)
Source: RefSeq, a predicted model, not a curated record
UCUGUUCAAGCAGCCGAGCUUCCUCUCUCUCUCGGGUCGUCGCCAAAUCGUUGAUUCAACUUCCCGAAGCUACAAGGUUCCCCAAUCGGCUGCUGCACAACCACCAGCUUCUUUUUCCCACAGAGGAACAUCUCCGCUCACUUCGUGUUCACAAUGUACGCCACGCGUUCCCUGCGGAUGUUCCGCCCUACGGUUCGCAUGAUGCGGCCGAUUCCGAAGGAGGAGCAGUCCGCGCACACUGUCUCGCAGCGUCUCCGCCGCCUCAAGCGGAUUCCCCCCGAAUUGCUGCCCCUCGGCGUCGUCGUUGCGUUCGCCGUCACGGCUGCUGUCUACUCGAGCUUCCGUCAUCUCGCCACUGACAAGAACAUCCGCCUCAAGAGGCAAAACCGCGCUGCGGAUUCUCACGCUCAGGAGGAGCACCACUAAGGGAAGCAGUACCGUUGGCUGGAGCUGGUGGGAGGAAGCUCGUUAGACUUGGAAUGUCCGGGUAUUGUAUAUGAAAAGGAGAUUGAGUUGGGCGAACUAUGGGACGUGAUUUAGGCCCUCUGUGUCUCGAAGGUAGGCCGCC